GCAGCAUCCAUCCUGUCACUAACACACUUGUCAGUCACGGGUGCCAGGCUCUGAUUACGUGUGUGUGUGUGUGUGUGUGUAAAGUCGGCUUAAACAGCAGUGAGCUACACUAGCAGACAUUUCCACGUUGUACGUCGUCGUACCAGUUCAGCCUGAGACGGAGAAGGCGUCACAUCUGCAGUCUUUGGUCGAAUAUAUUCCGAGUUGAAAUGUCAGGGAAAACGGAAGCACCAAAAAAAUCCGAUACCAGCAUGCGUGCCUUUGCGGAGCGGGUGUUUGCAUCCGAGACGAAAGAUGAGGACGUCCGAGAAGAAAUCUCUCUCUUCGACGUGUCUGAAGACUGUCCCAUCAUCCACCAGGAGAUGGCCCAGCACCUACAGGAUGAAACAAAGGAGGAGAGGCGUAAGAGACAGCAGGCCUUUGUGAACACUGUAACAGUCACUGCAUCAGCUGAAGCAGACACUCCUACAUACCUAGAGGUGCCUGAGUUCCAGAGAGUGGCAGUCAUUGGAGACUAUGCUGCUGGGGUGACUAUGGAUGAUUUUGAACUGUCCUGCAGGGGCCUGUAUCGUGCCCUUUGCAUCAGGGAGAAGUACAUGCGGCAGGCCUACCAGCGUUUCCCCAUAACUGCUUCUCAAUUCUUGCGUAAGAUUGAGAGAGUAAACUGGAAGACUGAGGACCUGGUGGUGCCAGUCUUCACACCACCCACAGCUGGGGAGGACCCCUUCUGCACAAAAACGCUGCCACAGAAUCUGGGGUAUGUGGCAAGUAUGCAUGAUGGUGUGGUCCAUGUCUACAAAACAACAGUGGAUGCUGACAAUCACCAGCCCAUCGACCUACCCACACCAGACUACGCCACUUUCAUUGAUGACAUGAACUUCCUCAUUGCAUUGAUAGCGCAAGGCCCCACGAAGACCUAUUGUCAUCGGCGCUUGAAGUUCCUCAUGUCCAAAUUCAAUGUACAUGAGAUGCUCAAUGAGAUGGAGGAGAUGAGGGAGCUGAAGAACAACCCACACAGGGACUUCUACAACUGCAGGAAGGUGGACACCCACAUCCAUGCCGCUGCCUGCAUGAACCAGAAGCAUCUUCUGCGCUUCAUCAAGAAGUCGUACCGUGUGGACGCUGGCCGCGUAGUGUACAGCAUCAAGGGAAAAGAGAUGACCAUGAAGGAGCUGUUUGCAUCCCUCAACUUACACCCCUAUGACCUCACUGUGGACUCGCUGGAUGUGCACGCUGGCAGACAAACCUUCCAGCGCUUCGAUAAAUUCAAUGCCAAGUACAACCCAGUGGGGGCCAGCGAGCUGCGGGACCUAUAUCUGAAGUCAGAGAACUACAUCAAUGGAGAGUAUUUUGCCACCAUCAUAAAGGAAGUAGCUAGUGACCUCGAAGAUGCCAAGUAUCAGUAUGCAGAGCCUCGCUUGUCCAUCUAUGGCUGCAACGCAAAUGAGUGGGACAAACUUUCCCAUUGGUUCAAUAAGCAUCGUGUCUACUCCCCCAACCUGAAGUGGAUGAUCCAAGUCCCUAGAAUUUAUGACAUCUUCAGGGCAAGAAACUUUGUGCCCCACUUUGGGAAGAUGCUGGAGAAUAUCUUCCUCCCUGUCUUCCAAGCCACCAUCGACCCGCAGAGUCAUCCUGAGCUCAGCAUCUUCCUCAAACAUGUGACAGGGUUCGACAGUGUGGACGAUGAGUCCAAGCAUAGUGGCCACAUGUUCUCCACCAACAGCCCCAAGCCGGAGAAGUGGGAUAUUGCCAAGAACCCAUCAUACACUUAUUACAUCUACUACAUGUACGCCAACAUCAUGAUGCUCAACCAGCUACGCAUGCAAAGAGGGAUGAACACCUUCCUGUUCAGGCCUCAUUGUGGAGAAGCUGGGGCAGUUACACAUUUGCUAGCUGCCUUUAUGACAGCUGACAACAUCUCCCAUGGACUGAACCUCAAGAAGAGCCCUGUGCUACAGUACCUGUACUUCUUGACCCAAAUACCCAUCGCCAUGUCUCCACUCAGCAACAAUAGCUUAUUCCUGGAAUAUGCCAAGAACCCCCUCCUGGAAUUUCACAAGAAGGGGCUAAUAGUGUCCUUAUCGACUGAUGACCCCAUGCAGUUCCACUACACUAAGGAGCCCCUGAUGGAAGAGUAUGCCAUCGCAGCUCAGGUGUUCAAGCUGAGUACCUGUGACAUGUGUGAGAUCUCCAAAAACAGUGUUCUGCAGAGUGGGCUGUCUCAUGAGGAGAAGCUCCAUUUCCUGGGAGAUCACUACCAGAAAGAUGGCCCAGAGGGCAAUGACAUCCGGAAGACGAAUGUUGCACAGAUCCGCAUGGCCUACCGCUAUGAGACCUUGUGCUAUGAGCUGAACCUCAUCAAGGAUGGUAUCAAGUGCUAAUGAGCAGAUGGUGCCUUGGAAAAUCAAGCAGUUUUGUCAUAGUGGUGUGUUCAGCUUCAGCUGCCAAAGUUUGUUGGGUUUUCAUUAGGAAUUAAACAAGUUUUAACCAAAAAGCAUUUACCUAAGAUGAAAACGUUAUACCCUGGUCUUAGAGGUUGUUAUUUACAGAAACCAAAGUACAAUUAAUGGAAAUAAAAUGUAAACUAAUAUAAUUAUUUUAAAAGGGAAAACUUUUUGUUUUUUGCUUUCUAAGUCUUUGAAGUCUAGCGUAGUACAAUAAGACCAAAUCACAGAAGCAUUACUGUUGAGCCUUUUAUGUACAGGAAUACACUCAUAUACUGGAAUAUUUUCCAAAAAAUGCACAUAAAAUCCUUUGAAGAAAGUAUUCACUGUGGACACAUAUAACAUACUUUUCAAUAUAUUCAAAAAUUCAUCUGCAGCAAUCUGAUGCAUAAACACAAAAUUUCUGACAUCUCUAGUUGUGGCAGAAUCUUGAAGAAAGGUGACUAAAGUAGCACAACAUUUUAUCAUCAAGAAUUAUAUAGAGUUUACUAUAUAGUAAACGUUCAAAAAAGAACUCAUAUUUAGAUAAUGCUAGAUUAUUUAUUUAUUUGUUUAUUUUAAUCAAGGAUUUAGGUAAGGGGCAUGUUGAAGCUGAUUGGACUUGCUAAAUUGCCCGUAGGAGUGCAUGUGUGAGUGAAUGGUGUGUGAGUGAAUUGUGUGUGAGUGUUCCCUGUUUUAGGUGGAAAUUAGCGGGAGAACACUUCAAGCUGAAUUUAAGGAAGCACUUCUUUACACAGCGUGUAGUCAGAGUAUGGAAUACCCUUCCUGAUAAUGUAGUGUAAGCUGAAUCCUUGGGUUCCUUUAAAUCAGAGCUAGAUAAGAUUUUAACGACUCUGAGCUAUUAGUUUAGUUCUCCCCAAGCGAGCUUGAUGGGCCGAAUGGCCUCCUCUCGUUUGUAUAGUUCUUAUGUUCUUAUGUUCUUAUGUUCUGUGAUGGGCUGGCUCGCCAUCCUGGGUUGUUCCCUGCCUCAUGCCCAUAGUUUCCGAGAUAGGGUCCAGGCCCCCCGCGACCCAGUUGGAUAAGCGGUUUGGGAAAUGGAUGGAUGGAUGGAUGGUUCGAACUGUUCAAAUAUCAUUUUUGUAUUAUGUAUUAUGUUUUAUUUCCAUAAAUAGGUCAACCAAAAUAACAAGAGACAAAUAUACCUACACAAGCAGUUAUAUUUCAACAUAAGCAUGUCCUUUAUAAGAUCGACAUACUUACACAUUACAAAAUGAAUAAAAUAACUAGAUUACAGUAUAUAGAAUGAGUUUGUUGUGCUGUGAUAAAGGAGCAACUAAAAAAAAAGCAUUCUUUUUUUCUUGAUAUAAAAUGGGAAAUAAUCAAACCAUUGGGGACAUGCAGUGUUGCAAGCUUCUGUCUACCGCAUUCAUUACUAAAUAUUUACUCAUUUAGUAGAAUACACUUUUUAAAUGUUUUAAAUGUUCAUGCUGGGGGCGGCAUGGUGGUGCAGUGGUUAGCACUGUUGCCUCACACCUCUGGGACCCGGGUUCAAGUCUCCUCCUGGGUCACAUGUGUGUGGAGUUUGCAUGUUCUCCCCAUGUCGUCGUGGGGUUUCCUCCGGGUACUCCGGUUUCCCCCCACAGUCCAAAAACAUACUGAGGCUAAUUGGAGUUGCUAAAUUGCCCGUAGGUGUGAAUGUGUGAGUGUGCCCUGUGAUGGGCUGGCCUGGGUUGUUCCCUGCCUCGUGCCCAUUGCUUCCGGGAUAGGCUCCGGACCCCCCGCGACCCAGUAGGAUAAGCGGUUUGGAAAAUGGAUGGAAAUGUUCAUGCUUAUUCACAGGACAGGGAGAGGGUAGACACCAUCCAAUCAGCUUCUCCAAUCUAUCCUCCUGUGGACACCCCCUGUUGCUAAUUGACUGGAACAGUUCAGUGGCUCAGUCUGAUUCACUUUGUUUUUUUCCCAGUUACAGACUUGGGGCCGCGUAGAAACAUUUUAUUUAUUUACUUAUUUCCAACGCACACACAGAAUGGGCAACUAGUGGACUGUGAGGAGAAAUUUGCUGAAUUUGACUAAAAGUGUUUCGGAUUAAAAUUGCAUACCCUACCUUUCAAGUACACAAUUCUAAGACAUGAGAAAUUUCACCCUGAGGGAUAAUUUGCAAUGAAGAGCUAUUAAUAAUGGAAGAGUAGGCUAAUUACAUUACUGAAGCUAGAACCAUAGAAAAAAGUUCUACAAUUUUGCCAUCUACUGACCAAAAUCUGAAAUAUUUCCAAAUGGGGCUUUGUAAAUUGCAAAUCUCUCUGUGGGCGAGCUAGGAUGUAAACUCUGUUAUCUUAUUAUACAGUUGUCAUGGAAUUAUUCACUCAUUUCAAUCAAUGUAAGUGAUGUUGUGUGACUCCUGUCUAUCCUGUCAUUCAGUGCAGCAUCACAGGCUCAUGCAAGAACAUGCGAGGCAGACAGUCCCAGUAGUGCUUUAUUUUGUUUUUGCCAUCAAAUAUAAUUUUCCACAAUGAAA
Brienomyrus brachyistius is the source of this 4899-nucleotide messenger RNA. It is a transcript of the gene ampd1, whose product is annotated as adenosine monophosphate deaminase 1 (isoform M). The transcript is spliced from 16 exons. Lineage: Eukaryota; Metazoa; Chordata; Actinopteri; Osteoglossiformes; Mormyridae. Gene Ontology annotation, molecular function: AMP deaminase activity. Gene Ontology annotation, cellular component: cytosol. The record is from RefSeq and is a predicted model, not a curated record. Gene Ontology annotation, biological process: AMP metabolic process; IMP salvage. The coding region runs from base 210 to 2381 and encodes 723 amino acids.